Molecule: messenger RNA, 3957 nt
Organism: Daldinia childiae
Lineage: Eukaryota; Fungi; Ascomycota; Sordariomycetes; Xylariales; Hypoxylaceae
Product: Regulator of V-ATPase in vacuolar membrane protein 1
Exons: 7
Coding region: 1-3957 (1318 amino acids)
Biological process (GO): vacuolar acidification
Cellular component (GO): RAVE complex
Molecular function (GO): protein binding
Source: RefSeq, a predicted model, not a curated record
AUGAAGGCAGUCCUUCCAGGUCAGCCUGAAGCUAGUCUUCAAGCUGUGUCGACAGGCUAUUGGGAUAAUAAGCGCGUCAUCGUUUAUAUUACCGGCAAUGCCCUCGCAAUUCUAUCAGAUCCCGAAACUAUCAUCCAGACCAUAUAUGAUAAUGAUGAGCGGAAAUUGGAUGCUGUAUCCUUUGAUGAAUGCUCUGGAAAGAUAGCUGCGUGCACGGAUGCGACCGUAAGGAUAUAUCGGCCUUUGAGCCAUGGUGAUGAUGGUGGUUCGCCCAAGUGGGCUUUACAAACGUCUUUUGAAGUCGAUGGAGGCCCAACGCCCAUAGCUCUUUCUUGGGGAAGCGCCGAGGAGCUUCUCGUUGCGCGAUCAUCUUUAUGGCUCUACGAUACGACGUCGACACCACCCUCUUGCCAUUGGCAACAGGAACUAGCCAGCCCUGCCAAAGCAGCGAAUCUAUCUUACGACUCGUCUUAUAUCGCAUCUAUAGGAUAUCAUGACCGCCUUGUAAAAGUGUGGCGGCGGCUGAACUUCAGUUCGGAAGAAAUACAAUUUGAUUUUGGUUAUCUUUCGCACCCCCGAGCCGUAACCAGUAUACAAUGGCGCAAACCGUUUCACGUCGAUCAGACGAUCGAGAAUGUACUAUACACAUUUUGUGCCGAUAAUGUUAUGCGCGCGUGGACGGGUGCAGAUAGCUCUAGUCGCCAGUCGCUACUACAUCACUGGGGGAAAUUGGAUCUAGCGGCAGCAGUACGGGAUGAGCGCGAGACAGGUAAACAAAUUCCAGUAUGGGCCUUCAUCUUAAGCCAGCGAGAUCUCGCCAACGCUACAGAAAGAGCCGUCCAAGAGAGAGGGGAUGGCCAAGAGAAGGAAGAUGUCGCUCUUCAAUACUUGCUCUCCAUUGCCAAUAGGGAUACGGAAAUUUGCGUCGUUUUCGAUGGACGCGGAAGCAUGUCCUCCUGGGCCUUAGAGAGUGUAAGUAACAAACUCAAGGGUACUAGUAACGUGGAUAAUGUCGCCUAUGUCAAAUCGAAAGACUUUGAUUUCUUGGGCUCGUCCACGAAGGAAUACCACGUCGAGAUUCUCAGCUACUGUAACAAAAACUCAGGAAACCUACACAUUCUAUUUCAUCACUUUGAUGGAAGGAUCGAAGUGUUCGAGAGCAGCAUUGCUGAUUUUCUGGACCCGACUUCCAAGGUUAAAACCCGACUAACCCCUCGUGCAACUUGGUCUGGACAUUCUGCUUCGGUCAAGAAGAUUGUACGAAAUUUUAGUGGUCGUGCGAUCGUAUCAAGGACAGAGCAGGGCGAAAGUAUUGUCUGGCGACACACUCCUGGUCCACUGCGAACAAAGCUAUUACGACAUAAUGUCAUCCCUGAGAAGCGACAUAUACAUCGAAUAUGUUUAAUUAGAGGAGGUCGUUUUGUCGUAUUCCUGCACCAUGAGAAUAUUUCUGUCUGGGAUUGCACUUCAUCAACGCAUACGCUGCUUGCCGAUCUCAAAUAUUACGUCCGUGGCAAGCCACUUUGUAUCAUCGUGCUUCCCCGUGAGCGGGUAGAUGACGAUUCGGUUGCACAUAUCGCAACAGUUACCUCGGAGCAAGAAGGCGUAGUUUGGGAGCUCAAUCUGCCUAUGGAAAAGAGUAGUUCUACCAAAACACACAUUAAUGACCACAAAAAGGGCCUUCGAGAGUUCUGUACAUUCAAAUUAGAUGACGCUGGUGACCUGGCCUAUGUCUUGCCGGUUGAUCCCGCUGGUAUUUCACAUGCUAUAUCUGGUUUCUUAGAUGUUUUUGCCCGGGAUGUUGCUGUGUCGUACACUCACGGCGGCCGCGUUGAAUUUUGGACUGCCAGAGUUUCCCAGGAACGAGGUCAAGUUGAAUGGCUUUCGACAUCGUCAAUGGAGACUGGUAUCCCAGAACCCGCAUUGGUCAGUGGCAGCACGAUGAAAAAAGCUGCUCUCGUGAAUGCACAACGCUCAGAACUGACUAUUUGGGAUAUUCGAGGGGCCCGGUUAGAAUAUAAGGAAGAUUUUGAGAAUCAUAACCCAGUGCAAGAUCUUGACUGGACGUCUACACCGGAUUCGCAGUCAAUUCUAGCCGUUGGCUUCCCAUAUCGCAUCAUCCUCAUCUCACAGAUGCGCUUCGACUAUUUAAACAAAGGCCCUGCUUGGGCGCCGAUCCGCGAGAUUAAUAUCCGGGAUUUCACACCUCACCCCAUCGGGGACUCAACUUGGCUCAGCGAUGGCAAUUUAGUUAUUGGUGCUGGUAACCAACUAUUUUCGUAUGAUAGGACCUUUGAGAUAACUGACCGAUUGAUCUCGAGCGCACGCGUACCUUACCGUAAACAUGGGACUAGAGAUCUGUUUAACAUUAUUCAAAGAUUAAAUGGGCCAUUGCCAGUCUUCCACCCUCAAUUUCUUAGCCAGUGUAUACUCGCAGGGAAACAUGGUGUGGUUCGGCGCGUGCUUCUGGCUUUAAACCACACGCUGAAGUAUCAUGUAGAGGGCGAGUCGAUCGACGAUUAUCUAGGUCUGGAUCCAGCGGAUUUCUACCUACGUAAAGGGUCAAUGUCUAUUGGCAGUAACGGCUCGUCCUAUCUCAUGUCCCAGAUGUCAUUCGAUGACACUGAUGAAGUAUUCACGGAAGACAUCGCCUCAGCUGUCUGCGAGAAGCUGCAACAAGUUACUAUACCACAACUUUCUGGCCAUGAGCAGAUCCAAUUGGUCGAUAUCGUUGAAUGUGUUGGAGUUGUAGAAAAGCAGCGUCGCUCGAUGGACGAGAAUGGUGCUAGGUUCAUGUUAUUCUUCCGACAGCACGCGUUAAGAAAGGGCAGAACCAACGAAAUUCACAUGUCGUGGAGGGAAAUCAACUGGGCUUAUCAUUCUACUAGUCAGGAUAUUCUGACGGAUUUCGUGUCCCGUCAGUAUCACGGCACUAUGUUGUGGGAGAAUGCUAGAGAAAGCGGCAUGUUUAUGUGGCUUACAGAUGAGGCCGCCGUGAAAGCACAAUUCGAAAUUGUGGCUCGUAACGAGUACACGAAAAGCGAGAUGAAGAAUCCUGUCGAUUGCAGUCUCUUUUAUCUCGCCUUGAAGAAGAAAACUGUUCUUCAAGGUCUUUGGCGUAUGGCGACUUGGAAUCGCGAACAAGGAGCAACGCAACGGCUCUUGGCGAAUAACUUCGAGGACCCAAAGUGGAAGACGACGGCUUUGAAGAAUGCAUACGCUCUCCUGAGUAAGCGUCGUUUUGAAUACGCGGCUGCCUUCUUCCUCCUCGCAGGCCAUUUACAAGAUGCGGUAAAUGUUUGCAUUAAUCAAAUCAAAGAUAUCCAACUCGCCAUCGCUAUUGCGAGGGUAUAUGAAGGCGAUAAUGGGCCCGUAUUAAGGAAGCUACUAGAGAACGAGGUCCUGGCCCUUGCGGCUCAAGAAGGUAAUCGCUGGCUAGCCUCAUGGGCUUUCUGGAUGUUAAAGCGGAGAGACAUGGCAGUUCGUGCUCUCAUUACGCCUGUCUACACACUAUUAGAAACACCAGUCUCAUCAGAUAACUUGAAGGCGAAACUCUUCCUUACAGAUGACCCAGCCCUUGUUGUAUUAUACUCUCAACUUCGACAGAAGACGUUGCAAACACUCCGCGGGGCAUCUAAGGUAAUGCCAAGGACAGAGUGGGAGUUUGUCUUGCACAAUGCCAGACUCUACGACCGCAUGGGCUGUGACCUCCUCGGCCUAGACCUAGUUCGCAACUGGGAAUUUCUCCGGCAUACUACACCGACGGCUCCAGAUCUUGGCGGCGAGAUCGAUCCUAGGAAACUCUUACAACGCCGUAGCUCGUUAGUUGUCCAGGACAUGCCUAUGUCGCACGUAGCCCCGACCGAUAUGAAAACCGGAGGCCAUGGCGUCAAGCCACCGCCCAGCGUCUUCGAGGAGCCUGAUGCGAAUUCGCUGCUGGAUAGUUUUGGGUUCUGA